AUGCCCUGUUCACUACAAUCAUUGUAUAUAUCCUGUAUUCACAAAUUACUACAAAACAAACUAAACAUGGGACCUCUUGCAGUUAAAAGAUGGGAGUAAUAGCAAAAAGUAUCUUUCUACUUUUACAAUGAAAAAAUUUCUACCGUUAUAGUACCCAAACUUACUUGUCUUCCAACUGCAAAAUCCUGUCUUUUUCUAUCCUUUGGAUUCUCUGCUUCAUUCACACCCCUUCCCUGAUCCUUCUACUCUCUCUACUUUCUUGCAUUUUCACUGUUUCUAAGACCAAAACAUAGCUUAUCCUUUUUGUAACAUCACAUAUUUCUUGUGGUUGGGUUGAAUUUUUUGGUCUGAAAAUCUCAUCUUUGUGCUAUUUGAUCUUCAUUGUCCAGUGGGGUUUUGCUAAAAUCUAGCAAUGAAGUCAAUUCUUGCAGAAAUUCUAGCAAAUUUCUUCCUGCUGUUCUCCCUUUAAUCCUCACUCUAUUGUGUCAGUUUUCUACUUUCUUGCAUUUUCACUGUUUCUUAGGCACAAAAAUAGUUUGCAGAGUUGUAAGUAUCACUAAUUACUUGUGUCUGUGUUGAUAUUUUGAUCUGAAAAAUCUCCCCUUGUACUAUUUGAUCCUCAACCUCUAAUUGGUUUUUGCUAAAAUCAAUUCUUGCAAAGUUUUCCAGCAACAUUCUUAUAAAUUUUUGCUUAUUUGUUCUCACCUUAAGCCUCACUCUACUGUGUCACUUUUUGUUCUUUCUUGCUUUUCACUAUUUGCAAGUCCAAAAAAUAAAAGAUUACACCCUCUUUGUCAUAUCACAAAUUUCUGGUGGUUAGUUUGAUUUUUUGGUCUGAAAGAUCUCACUUUUGUGAUAUUUGAUCUUCAUUGUAUAAUGGGUUACUGCUAAAAUCUUGCAAUGAAGUCAAUUCUUGCAAACAUUUCCAGCAACAUUCUUGUAAAUUUCAGCUCUACUCUGCUGUGUCAGCUUUCUAUUUUUCUUGCAUUUUCACUGUUUCUAAGGCCAACCAUAACUUAUCCUUUUUGUAAUUUCACAAAAUUCUUUUGGCUGUGUUGAUCUUUUGGUCUGAAAAUCUCAACUUUGUACUAUUUGAUCUUCAUUCUCUAAUGGGUUUUUGCAAAAAUCUAGCAAUGAAGUCAAUUCUUGCAGAUCUUUCCAUCAACACUCCUACAAAAUUCAUCCUGUUGUAGUUUUUGUUCUCUCCUUAAUCAUUACUCUACUGUGUCAGUUCUCCACUUUCUUGAAUUCUCACUGUCUCUGAGCCUAAAAAAUAGUUCACUCUCUUUGUAACUUCAUUGGUUUUUGCUAAAAUCUAGCAACAACAACAUCAUACCGAGUGUAUUCCUACAAAGUGGAGUCUGGGGAGUGUAGAGUGUACGCAGUUCAUACCUCUACCUCGGUGAGGUAGAGAGGCUGUUUUGCUAAAAUCCAGCUAUGACAUCAAAUCUUGAAAGUUCUCCCGUAAACAUUUUUGUUUGGUUCGUCCUGUUAUUCUGUUUUUUCAGUAGUAGGUUUACAUGUGGUACAACUGAUUUCGACUUUGACACUUUAACACUGAGUAGUUUAAAGCUUCUUGGCGAUGCACAUUUAGGUAACAACACGAUAAGGUUGACACGUGAUCUUCCUGUGCCAAAUUCCGGUGCUGGGAAAGUUCUAUAUUCAAAGCCAGUAAGAUUCAGGCAACCAGGGUUUGAUUUCCCCGCAGGCUUCUCAACAUUCUUUUCAUUCUCAGUGAGUAAUUUGAAUCCAUCGUCGAUUGGUGGAGGUCUCGCAUUUGUGAUCACUCCAGGUGAUGAGUUAGUUGGUGAUGCUGGUGGGUAUAUGGGAAUCUUGGAUGCUAAAGGUACACAAGUUGGUACAAUUGCAGUUGAAUUUGACACCCUUAUGGAUGUUGAAUUCAAAGAUAUUAAUGGAAAUCAUGUUGGUUUGGAUCUGAAUUCAAUGACUUCAAGUCAAGUUGGUGAUUUGGAUUCUAUUGAUGUUGAUUUGAAAAGUGGUGAUUUGAUCAAUUCUUGGAUUGAAUAUUCUGGUUCUAAUGGACAGUUGAAUAUAUUUGUGUCAUAUACUAAUCUUAAGCCAAAAGAGCCAUUUUUAUCAGUUAAUAUCAAUCUUUCUGAGUAUGUAAACGAUUUCAUGUUUGUUGGUUUCUCUGGUUCAACUCAAGGAAGUACUGAGAUUCAUAAUAUUGUAUGGUGGAGUUUCAGUUCAUCAUUUGAUGCAAGUGCUAAGUCGGGGGUGGGGGCGGCUGAGCCACCACCGCCAACGGCUAGUUUGGUUAACCAAACGGCGGAUUCAGUCAUGUUGCCACCACCUUCUAUGGCUCCAUCAGAGUCUAAUAGUAGUACCACAGGUGUAUUGCAAGAUAAGAGUUAUGGAAAAUGUCAUAGCAAUUUUUGUAAACAAGGUCCUGGAGCUGUUGUUGGUGUGGUGACUGCUGGUGCAUUUUUUCUUGCAUUUGCUACAUUGGUACUUGUUUGGUUAUACUCCAAGAAGUUCAAGAGAGUAAAAAAUACUGAAAUUUUGGCAUCUGAUGUCAUCAAAAUGCCUAAGGAGUUUAGCUACAAAGAGCUUAAAAUGGCCACGAAAGGUUUCAAUUCGACGAGGAUUAUAGGCCACGGCGCAUUUGGGACUGUUUACAAGGGUAUUUUAUCCGACACCGGUGGCAUUGUGGCAGUCAAGAGAUGUAGUCAUAAUGGACAAGGGAAAGCAGAGUUUUUAUCUGAGUUAUCUAUAAUUGGAACUCUUAGGCAUAGAAAUCUUGUUAGGCUUCAAGGAUGGUGCCACGAGAAAGGUGAAAUUUUGUUGGUCUAUGAUCUGAUGCCUAAUGGGAGUCUUGAUAAGGCAUUAUUUGAAUCAAGAAUGGUUCUUCCAUGGUCACAUAGGCGAAAAAUUUUGAUAGGUGUUGCUUCUGCCUUGGCAUAUUUACAUCAAGAAUGCGAAAACCAAGUGAUUCAUAGGGACAUUAAGAGUAGUAACAUUAUGUUGGAUGAAGGGUUCAAUGCAAGAUUAGGAGAUUUUGGAUUAGCAAGGCAAGUUGAGCAUGACAAGUCCCCCGAUGCAACGGUAGCAGCUGGUACAAUGGGCUACUUGGCUCCUGAGUACUUGUUAACCGGAAGGGCAACCGAAAAAACCGAUGUUUUCAGCUAUGGAGCAGUGGUUCUUGAAGUGGCCAGUGGAAGGAGGCCAAUUGAGAAGGAAACAACUAGAGUUGAGAAAGUUGGAGUGAACGGCAACUUGGUUGAAUGGGUAUGGGGGUUGCAUAGAGAAGGGAAUUUGCUAAAUGUAGCUGAUUCAAGACUUUGCGGUGAGUUUGAUGAACCAGAAAUGAGAAGGGUUCUAAUGGUUGGGCUAGCUUGUUCACAUCCUGACCCUAUGUCUAGACCAACAAUGAGGGGUGCUGUCCAAAUGCUUGAGGGUGAAUCUGAAAUCCCCAUUGUCCCAAGAACUAGGCCUUCUAUGACUUUCAGCACAUCACAUCUCCUUAUGACUUUGCAAGAUAGCGUUUCUGACUUGAAUGGUUUGAUCACACUUUCCCCUUCAUCAUCUGAAUGUAGCUACACCGGUGGUGGCAAUGGCAUGGACUUGGUCUAAAUUUAAGUAAGAAAGUUCCAAACAAUUUAGUUAAAUGCACCCAUAAGAGCCCGGCAAUACCUCCCCCCCCCCCCCCCCCCCCGGUAUGGAGCUACUGUCGUUUCAUCCGACAACAUGCAUUUCAUCAAAGAAGCGCGGAAUAGGCAUAGUGACUACUCUGAUUGGGCGUGGACCGGAAAAAAGUAGCUAUCAACUCUUAGUUAUCUUUUUUGUUUUGUUCAUAAAUUCAUUAAUUUAAUUCUUACUAUAUAUGUACCAAAUAAGCUUGAGAUAUAGUAAUGUAAUUUUCUGUCUUUCCUUUUUCA
Capsicum annuum is the source of this 3899-nucleotide messenger RNA. RefSeq names its product L-type lectin-domain containing receptor kinase VIII.1. Lineage: Eukaryota; Viridiplantae; Streptophyta; Magnoliopsida; Solanales; Solanaceae. Gene Ontology annotation, cellular component: plasma membrane. Gene Ontology annotation, biological process: protein phosphorylation. The transcript has a single exon. The coding region runs from base 1438 to 3594 and encodes 718 amino acids. Gene Ontology annotation, molecular function: protein kinase activity; ATP binding; carbohydrate binding. The record is from RefSeq and is a predicted model, not a curated record.